CACCCUAUUUAUGAGUAAGUGUAAGAAAAAGGCUUCAUUCACUAUACAAACACUGAAGCCUUAGCAUUUCAAAAAGAGUGUCUCCUCCUCCUUGUAAUGGUUCCAAAGCUUGGUGGUGAUGUUGAAGAUGGUGGAACUGGAAUUGGAACUAAGCCUAUUUGAACAACACCUAUUUCUUCCUUCUUCAAAUAUUUACCCUUAACAAAUUCUUGGUAGUUUUUUUUUUUAAGCUAACAGCAAAUGAUGGAGUUUCUUUGGUGCAUACCUUUACUAGCUUAUGCUGGUCCAACCAUUUCAGAGGUUCAAUAGAAAUGAUGUGGUUAUUGAAGCCCUUUUGCCUACUUGCUGUGAAUCAAGAAGCAGAAUAUAUUUCUGUUGAAUGGCUAAGAAUUCCUGAUUAAAUAUUAGCCAUUCUCCCUUGGCACCAAGUAGACCUGAUAGAGUUUUAGGCUUUGUAGUGUGGGCAAAUUUCCUUUGGCAAUCUCGGAAAAGGAAAAUUUCAUUCCUUUCUGCUAUUCAUGUAUGUUUUAAGAUUCCUGUGUACUGGACAAAUCUCCUUUGGCAAAAGUUACUGAAUUUCCUUUGGUUGGAUUCAGGUAGUAAAAGUAUAUGAGAAACAUUUUUUCCUUAUGUUAUAAAAUAUUAUCAUUCAGAAGUAACUAUUGGAACUCCACCUAUUCUGGAGGCAAAUCUCCUUUGGCAUCUUUUAAUUAUCUUCUACUGCUUCAUCUAACACUAGAAAUUUUCCUUCCAUCAAGCUACCCCGUGAAACCGAGAAAAAAAAAGACAGAAAAAUCAUCUCAUAAUUUUAGCUACUAGCUGGUUUAUAUUUGUUGUUUGAAGUGUUUCGUUCUGUGAAAUAUUUCAUUCGCAAUUGGGCAUAUCUCCUUUGGCACUUUGGAGUCCUUGAUUGAUUCCUAUUAUCCUGGCGGGCAAAUCUUCUUUGGCAUCAGAUCUCUGGUUUCAGUAGUUGAGAUAAUCUUCCGGAGAUACUGAAUAUCUGUGACAAAAAAAUUUAAUCAAUCAUAAAUAUAUAUUUGUAUUAUACACAUCUAUCCAUUGAAGCUAUCAUCAGCAUACUUGUUGCGAUCACUGUACAGACACUGCAGUUUGAUACUUCAAUUUGCUUGAGAAGGCAUAUAAUUGAUGGAUGCUAUGAGUAGUGAUUCGGAAUGGGAGACUUCCAGUGACAGCAGCAGUAGUGAGGAUCAAGAAGAAAUUGAUUUUCAAUAUGGUGGUCAAGCUCAGAACAUAUUAUCAAGUUUAGAGGAAAGCAUUGGGAAGAUUGAUGAUUUUCUCUCAUUUGAGAGAACUUUUGUUCAUGGUGAUGUGGUCUGCUCCGUGUCAGAUCCAACUGGACAGAUGGGAAGGGUGACAAGUGUUGAUUUGUUUGUGGACUUGGAGAAUGAGAAAGGAAAGUUACUAAAAAAUGUAAACUCGGACAAACUUUCGAAGAUUCGGUCCAUUUCAGAAGGCGAUUAUGUAACUAAGGGGCCAUGGCUCGGUCGGGCUCAAAGGGUUGUGGACAAAGUUACUGUAUUGUUUGACGAUGGAGCUAAAUCUGACAUCAUUGCCUUAGAAAGAGAAAAGGUUUUACCAUUGACUCGUAAAUUUCCAGAAGAUUCACAGUGUCCAUACUAUCCAGGGCAGAGAGUAAAGGUUAAGUCCUCCAACGCUUCUAAAUCAGCAGGAUGGCUAUGUGGAACUUGGAGAGACAAUCAAGAUGAAGGAACUGUUUGUGCUGUUGAUGCAAGUUUGGUGUGUGUUAACUGGCUCGCUUCUGUUCUUUCGGGUAGCAAUUUGGCUGUGGAUGCUCCACCAGGCUGGCAAGAUUCCAAAAACCUGACCGUGUUGUCGUGCUUUUCAUACACAAACUGGCAGCUUGGUGACUGGUGCAUGGUUGCAGACCAAGAGGAACAGACUGUUCAACAUGCACCCACAGGAAGUCUUACCAUGGAGCAUAGUAUGACAAGAGGGUGUAAGAGUCAGGGAAGAAACCUUAUUAACUCUUGUAUUGGGGAAUUUUUUAUAAUUGGGAAGAUAAAGACCAAAGUUGACAUUUUGUGGCAAAAUGGUGAACAUAGUUUGGGAUUAGAUCCAGAGAGUUUACUCCCGGUGAAUGUUAUAAACACACAUGAAUUUUGGCCUCAUCAGUUUGUGCUGGAAAAAGGUGUUUCUUACGAUCCACUUAAGCCUAGCAGUAAAAGAUGGGGUGUUGUCCAAUGUGUGGAUGCGAAGGAGCAUACUGUAAAGGUACAAUGGAAAACUGUUUCCAUGUCCAAACCGAAUAGUUUGGAUGGAGACAAAAUGGAGGAAACUGUGAGUGCCUACGAACUAGUUGAGCACCCAGAUUACUCCUGUUUUUAUGGUGAUAUUAUGUUCAAGGCGGCUCAAAAACAAUUUGGUUACCAAGCUGAUAAAGAAACAGAAAAGUCGGGUAAUGACAUGAAUGCAGAGGCUGCUCUUAAAAAUGGGAACCAAAUGAAUUAUCAAGAUGACUUCCCUGAUGACUGUUACCUGCGCUGUGUUGGCACUGUUAUUGGUUUCAAAGAUGGUGAUGUGGAGGUGAAAUUGGCUACUGGUUUCACAACCAAGGUUGCGCCUUAUGAAAUUUUUCGGAUCGAUAAACACGAAGGCACAACUGUAACCCCUGCUCCUCAAGAGAUGAUUGAACGCGGAAGUCAACCUUCUGACAAGAAGGGAAAGGACUUGUUAAAUGGUGAUGGUAGAAAAGAGAAUUAUGAACAGAAUCUUGAGUGUAGUUCCUUUUUCCUUCCACGAGUGGCCUUUGAACUUUUCUCCAGUGUUAAAUCCAGCAUAUUCCAAACACUUGGUGGAACUUCCAUUUCAGGAGCAUUUUCCUCAUUGCCUACAUUUGAAAAGGAUAAUGAAUCAGAUUAUCCUGAUAAGAAAGAUUUGGAAACUUGUAAUUUCUGCAUUGAACCACAUCCAACGGAUGAGUUGCAAUCUACUGAAGACAGAACUUCACAUCCAGAAGUUAUUAGGAUCCAUGACAAGAAUGAUUUUUCGCUUUCUUUAGAAAGCAACAAUUCAAACCAGUUUAAGCAGUUUGAUGUUAUAGAAAAUUGUUCUGAGGACCACCAUUUUUUUGAUGAGGGAAGAGGAUUGUCAACAUUGCAGGUAAAAAAAGGUUGGGUGAAAAAGGUUCAGCAAGAAUGGAGCAUCCUUGAGAAAAGUCUUCCUGACUCUAUUUAUGUUCGUGUGUUUGAAGAAAGAAUGGAUCUCAUGCGAGCAGUAAUUGUUGGUGCAUCUGGAACUCCGUAUCAUGACGGGUUGUUCUUCUUUGAUAUAUGUUUCCCUCCAGAGUAUCCUAACGAACCACCAAUGGUGCACUACAAUUCUGGCGGGCUCCGCUUAAAUCCUAAUUUAUAUGAAUCAGGGAAAAUCUGUCUGAGUCUCCUAAAUACUUGGACAGGCGCAGGCUCUGAAGUGUGGAAUCCUGGAACCUCCACUAUUCUUCAAGUUCUUCUCUCACUACAGGCUCUUGUCCUAAAUGAGAAGCCUUACUUUAAUGAGGCUGGAUAUGACCAACAAAUAGGUAGAGCUGAGGGAGAGAAAAAUUCUGUGAGCUAUAAUGAGAAUGCUUUCCUUGUCACAGCCAAAUCGAUGCUGUAUCUACUACGAAAGCCACCAAAGCAUUUUGAGGCACUUGUGGAAGAGCACUUCGAAAAGCGCUCCAAACAUAUACUUUUGGCUUGUAAAGCAUAUCUUGAAGGUGCUUCCAUUGGAUGUGGAAAAACUGAACAUGAAAACCAGAAGGGGACUUCUGCAGGAUUUAAAAUAAUGCUUGCUAAGCUCUUCCCCAAGCUUGCAGAAGCCUUUUGUGAUAAGGGAAUUGAUUCCAGUCAGUUUGUUGAGCUGCAAGAAUAACUUAUCUACUACAUUAAGAGUAACUUUAAUGUUUCCCGACCAAUAUAUUCCAAACUUAUGUGUGAUAUCAAUAUGUUUACAUGUGUCUGUAUCAUAUCAAUUUUAAGCUUGUUGGAACACCAAUCUCUUGAUUUUGCACUUCUAUGAUUAGACGUUGUGGUGUGAUUAUGUAUCAUAUAAAGGCUUGUCCAUGUAACAUGAAAUAAGAGAUACAUUGAUUGGAAUGGUA
Messenger RNA from Medicago truncatula (barrel medic), 4120 nucleotides. Its product is annotated as probable ubiquitin-conjugating enzyme E2 24. The record is from RefSeq and is a predicted model, not a curated record. Gene Ontology annotation, molecular function: ubiquitin conjugating enzyme activity. Bases 1147 to 3891 code for a protein of 914 amino acids. Lineage: Eukaryota; Viridiplantae; Streptophyta; Magnoliopsida; Fabales; Fabaceae. The transcript is spliced from 9 exons.